This is a messenger RNA of Cladocopium goreaui, 1260 nucleotides long. The record is from the annotation of a GenBank genome assembly. NCBI's taxonomy places the organism in Eukaryota, Dinophyceae, Suessiales, Symbiodiniaceae.
AUGCUGUCGCAGACUCCGAAACGUUUAGUCGCAGAUCCCUUGGUGGGGGUAGCAGACCUGAUGCAGCCAGUAGAAAAUCUGCUGCAACGAGAGAAAGGGAUCAACCUCGCAAAGUACAUCCAGCCGCCGUCUGGUGUUUCUUGGAAAAGUGCUGUUCCCGUUGAGUGGCUCUGCAAACACCAGGAGCUCUUGAUGGACUACAUCAACAUCUCAAAGAACACCAUCAUCAGUGGCAAAAAGCACAAGUUAGCCCUUGAGAAGCUUCAUCAUCAGCAUGACAUACUUGGAGGUCGCAAGUCCACUCAAGAUGCCGUGGACUACGUGGACGACACCAUCCGCAUGGCUUUAAGCCAUUUGCGCCAGAUGUGCCAAGUGGUUCAGAAAAAGGAUACGACGUACCGAAAAUGCAGUCCAGCGAUGCAAGAAACGUUGGAAAAGUUGCUGGUGAAAAUCGACUUUGGCCCGCAAGAAUCCUGUACGGACAUGGUCCCCUACGAUGGCGAUGCCCGUGGAGUCGUGGAGGUGACCAAGGGCAAGGUGGAGAUCGGAGAGAAUGUGAAGUUGAGAAUCUUUGGAGAGAAGCCUGAAAGUGUUUUUGACAGGAUCUUGAGCAAGAAGCCGAGUGACGCAACAACUCCAACGAAGAAGUUGACCCAGAAGAAGAAAGAGGACACGCCCAGUCCUGGAGACCCCUUUGUCUGCAGCUUGGAGAAAUUACCUGGAGAUGAUGAUCUUUUGAAAAAGGCAGCAGAGGUGCCACCUCUUACCAAGGGUGGAAAGUCUCAGCAGCAGAGGCUAAAUUCAGCAAAAAAGAUGAAAAGGCCAGCAGCAUCCAAGCCAGGAAAGGAGGAGAAGAAGUGCAAGAAGCAGAAGACCCUUGACCACACCCAGGGUGAGGACAAGGAGGAUGAAUGCCCACCUCAGAAUGCGAAGAGGAGAAGAGCAGAUUCGGAUGCCUGGCACAACACCUUCAAGCAAGAAUUCGCCAAGAAUGAAGAUGAGGACAAAAGCAAGGAGUUGGCAAGAGCAGCUGCAAGGAAGGCAAGAGAAGAGUUUGAUCGAAAGCAUCCAAAGCAACCAGCGACUUCAAAGGCCAAGGCAAAGGCAAAGGCAAGCCCGAAUCCGAAGACAAAGGUUCAGGCAAAGUCGAAGGCAAACAAGAAGGAGAAGGAGAUCACACCGGCAGAGGAUAUCAACGUUCAGCCUCCAGAUGUUUCACAGGAGAAGACUUCAUCGACGGGCCCACAGGACAUCGACUAA